Tupaia belangeri chinensis (Chinese tree shrew) is the source of this 1500-nucleotide messenger RNA. RefSeq names its product protein LYRIC. Gene Ontology annotation, cellular component: nucleus. The record is from RefSeq and is a predicted model, not a curated record. NCBI's taxonomy places the organism in Eukaryota, Metazoa, Chordata, Mammalia, Scandentia, Tupaiidae. Gene Ontology annotation, biological process: positive regulation of angiogenesis; positive regulation of canonical NF-kappaB signal transduction; regulation of transcription by RNA polymerase II. Gene Ontology annotation, molecular function: transcription coregulator activity; NF-kappaB binding.
CCGGCCGGUCCCGGGCGGCGGCGCGAGGGGCGGCCGCGAUGCGCUCGGCCUGAGGCGGCCCGGCACGGCCCUCCUCGCUUCCCUUGACUUCCAUCGCGCCCCAGCGUCAUCCUGCGAGUCCCUCUGACGGCAGGGAAGAUGGCUGCACGGAGCUGGCAGGACGAGCUGGCCCAGCAGGCCGAGGAAGGCUCGGCCCGGCUGCAGGAAAUGCUCUCGGUCGGCCUCGGCUUUCUGCGCACCGAGCUGGGCCUCGACCUGGGGCUGGAGCCGAAGCGGUACCCCGGCUGGGUGAUCCUGGUGGGUACAGGCGCGCUCGGGCUGCUGCUGCUCUUCCUGCUGGGCUACGGCUGGGCCGCGGCUUGCGCCGGCGCCCGCAAGAAGCGAAGGAACCCGCCGCGCAAGCGGGAGGAGGCGGCCGCCCAGCCGACCCCGGCCUCUGACGACCUAGCGCUGCUGAAGAAUCUUAGAGGCGAAGAGCAGAAGAAGAAGAACCGAAAGAAACUGCCGGAGAAGCCCAAACCAAAUGGGCGAACUGUUGAAGUGGCUGAAGAUGAAGUUGUCCGAACACCUCGAAGUGUAACAGCAAAGCAGCCACCAGAGACAGACAAGAAAAAUGAAAAGUCAAAGAAAAAUAAGAAGAAAUCAAAGUCAGAUGCUAAAGCAGUGCAAAACAGUUCACGCCAUGAUGGAAAGGAAGUUGAUGAAGGAGCCUGGGAAACUAAAAUUAGUCACAGAGAGAAACGACAGCAGCGUAAACGUGAUAAGGUGCUGACAGAUUCUGGUUCAUUGGAUUCAACUAUCCCUGGGAUAGAAAAUACCAUCACAGUUACCACCGAGCAACUUACAACUGCAUCAUUUCCUGUUGGUUCCAAGAAGAAUAAAGGUGAUUCUCAUCUAAAUGUUCAAGUUAGCAACUUUAAGUCUGGAAAAGGAGAUUCUGCACUUCAGGUUUCUUCAGGAUUGAAUGAAAACCUCACUGUCAAUGGAGGAAGCUGGAAUGAAAAGUCUAUAAAACUCUCCUCACAGAUCAGUGCAGGCGAGGAGAAGUGGAAUUCCGUUUCACCUGCUCCUGCAGGCAAGAGGAAAACUGAGCCAUCUGCAUGGAGUCAGGAACCUGGAGAUGCCAAUGCUAAUGGAAAAGACUGGGGAAGGAGCUGGAGUGACCGUUCUAUAUUUUCUGGCAUUGCUGCUUGGUCUAGUGUGGAUAGGGGAAUGAAUACCUCUGAACAGAAUUCUGCUUCUUUUGCAUCUCUCACACUUAACUCUGCUGUUUCUGGGUCUACUGCUGAGCCAGUUUCUCAGUCUACCACUUCUGAUUAUCAGUGGGAUGUUAGCCGUAAUCAACCCUAUAUCGAUGAUGAAUGGUCUGGGUUAAAUGGUCUGUCUUCUGCUGAUCCCAGCUCUGAUUGGAAUGCACCAGCAGAAGAAUGGGGGAACUGGGUAGACGAAGAAAGAGCUUCACUUCUGAAGUCCCAGGAACCAAUUCUUGAUGAACAAAAG